CUGGUUAUGGCAGCACUGAUCCACUUUGUAUUUUUCCCGAGUAUCAAUGAAUCUUAUAACGACCCUUGCUACUUGACCACGGAACAGUUAGAUGACCUGCGAUACGUGAUACGAAAUGUUCUUGAAAUAUAUGAAGAUAUGAACGUCACGUACUGGCUGGAUUUUGGUACUCUGUUGGGUGCGGUGAGAAACGGCGAUAUCAUAAGGUACGAUCAUGAUGCGGAUAUUUCAAGGAUCGUUCCAGAAGGACCAAAAUACAGUUACGGAAAAUUCAUAAGAAAAUUGAAAGAAAGAGAGAUAUCAGCAAAUGCGACUGUUGCUAAUUACAAGGGUAUGAUCGUUGAACUUCAUACAUGGGAUUUACACGAAGAGGAGUUUGAUGGGAAAAUACAGAUUGUUGUUAAAAAGUGGCUGUCCACGUGGUUGAAAAAUAUGAACUCACGUCUCGACGACUGGCAUAACAUGAAACUGGUGUUUCCAUUGUCGUGGCUACUGCCAACAAAACGAAUGCAAUUCGUAGGAGUUAACGCAAAGAUUCCACAUAAUACUAACGCCAUUCUUUUAAACAGAUACGCACUUACAUACAGACUAAAUGUCUCUUUUCCUUACAAAUGGAAAUGUUGGAUACCGUACUUGAAUUAG
Messenger RNA from Saccoglossus kowalevskii, 642 nucleotides. Its product is annotated as ribitol 5-phosphate transferase FKRP-like. Lineage: Eukaryota; Metazoa; Hemichordata; Enteropneusta; Harrimaniidae. The record is from RefSeq and is a predicted model, not a curated record.